Molecule: messenger RNA, 915 nt
Organism: Solanum dulcamara
Lineage: Eukaryota; Viridiplantae; Streptophyta; Magnoliopsida; Solanales; Solanaceae
Exons: 3
Coding region: 1-915 (304 amino acids)
Molecular function (GO): nucleic acid binding
Source: RefSeq, a predicted model, not a curated record
AUGGGGGCUUGGAGCUCAAACUCCGAGCUUUUUAUUUCCGUGCUACCCACCAGAGCGGGAUUUCUCUCGCCAGAGCGGGAUAGGUCCUGUAAGGCUAAUGUGGUAGCGGACGCGUUGAGCCAGAAACUGAUGAGCAUGGACAGUUUAUCCUGUUUGAGGACUCUUAAGCGUCCUCUGGCUAGAGAAAUUCUGGCCUUGGAGGCCAGACGGGCAGUCGAAAAGGACUAUCCAAGUGCUGGAAGAUAUGUUGAGGCAUGUGUUAUAGACUUUGGAGGACAUUGGGAUAAGUUCUUGUCCUUGUGUGAGUUAUCCUAUAACAAUAGCUAUCACCUCAGUAUUGAAAUGGCACCAUUUGAAGCCCUUUAUGGGAGGGGAUGCAUGUCUCCCAUAGGUUGGUUCGAGGCUGGGGAACUAGAGCCAUUGGGGGUAGACUUGGUGAGAGAUGCUCAAAAUAAGGUAAGGAGCAUCCAAGCUAAGCUUCUAGAAGCUCAGAGUCGUCAGAAGGAGUAUGCUGACCGAAAAGUAAGAGAUAUGACAUUCGAGGCUAGUGAACAAGUACUUUUAAAAGUGUCAUCUAUAAAAGGGGUGAUGAGAUUUGGCAAGAAGGGCAAACUCAGUCCUCGCUAUAUCGGUCCUUUUGAAAUUCUUGACUGUGUAAGGUCAGUAGCGUACAAAUUAUCCUUACCACUUAAAUUGUCUGGGGUACACCCGAUGUUCCACGUGUCUAUGCUAAAAAAAUACUAUGAAAAUGGGGACUAUAUCAUUAAAUUAGACUCGGUGUUAUUAAACAAGGAAUUCCAGUAUGAGGAGGAAACAGUUGCAAUUCUUGAUUGUAAUGUUCGGAAGUUGAGGACCAAGGAGAUCAAUAUGGUUAAAGUGAAAUGGAAAAAUCAUUCGGUGGAGAAAGCUACUUAG